This is a messenger RNA of Magallana angulata, 2596 nucleotides long. Its product is annotated as transmembrane protein 135-like. The transcript has 13 exons. The record is from RefSeq and is a predicted model, not a curated record. The coding region runs from base 15 to 1370 and encodes 451 amino acids. Lineage: Eukaryota; Metazoa; Mollusca; Bivalvia; Ostreida; Ostreidae.
UGGCGUAAACAAAGAUGGCGGUCUUAGGAAAGCCGAAGUCGGUGACCUGCACAUGUUACGAGUUAGGACACACAUGGACACCGUCAUGUCUUCGUGCAUCAACUGAUGUGUUACUAGAAGUAUUAAAGCAAGCUCUUAAAAUAUAUGGAACACUAUAUACGGUGGCGGGUAUACUAAAGAAGCGGGACCUGAGGUACUUUAAGGAGAAGCUGCUGAGGGAAAUAGCACAGUCUGUUCUAUUCCUGACCACCAAUGGCACACUCUUCAUAUCAUUCUUCUGUAUAUGGAGGAAGUUACUGGGUAGAUUCUUUUACUCCACAACGGGGUUCGUAGCUGCAGCCUCUGCCUCCCUAACCGCCAUCUUGCUAGAGAGGAAGUCAAGAAGAGGACUUCUUGCAAUCUACAUGGCUAAUGUGGCCACAGAGACGGCAUACAGAAUGGUCCUGUCCAGGGGUUGGAUAAAACCAGUCAAGCACGGAGAGGUCCUGUUGUUUAGCAUAGCAUCUGCCAUUUAUCUCUACUUCUUUAGAAAAGGUCAUCUUGCGGAGCAGACAAAAGGUGCACUGAGUUUCCUAGUUGGUAAAGAUGAGCUGCCAAUCGCAGAAAGAGAGGAGGGGCCAAAUCACAGACGUCAUGGCAACACACUUAUCAGUCGAUUAUCAGAGUCAUCAACAUUUCAAAGAUUCAAUAAAUCCUUACAAACCACACCCAAACACUUCCUGUGUCAGCAUAGUUAUGGAUGUGUACAUUAUGUCACCAAGAGUUUUAUCAAGAUGUUUGGACUUGGCUACUUAGUUCAAGGAGGAGUCAAAUUACUGGGUGCCUUGCCCAGGAUAUAUAGAAACCCUAGUGCUGUAUGGCAUGCCAUUAAACAUCAAGACAAUUUCAAACUUGGGGCAUUUCUGGGGUGCUUUAGUGCCAUUUUCAAGAUUGUGAAUUGCCUGCUUCGUUGGCUUAGAAAUAAAGAUAGUGAGGUCCAUGGCUUGCUAGCAGGAUUUUUAGCAGGAUGGUCAAUGCUGUGGUACAAGAGUUCAACCAUAGCAUUAUACACAGCAUAUAAAUUAGCAGAGGUGCUGUAUUUCAAGGGCAUCAGUAAGGGUCUUCUUCCAUACAUCCGCUGUGCUGAUAUCAUCAUAUAUUCCGUAUCAACUGCCUUUGUCUUUCAUGUAGCUGUAUUUGAACCACACAAUCUAAGGCCUGCAUAUUGGAACUUUUUGCUCAAAGUAACAGGGAAUAAGUUUGGUACAAUGAACAGAAGACUGCUGGAGCCACUGUACAAGGAUGCAGCUAGAAUCGCCCCUGAUUUCUGGCCAGACUAUGACAUGAGGUACACUAGUCUCACCAAAGACUCGCUGCUACGGAGAAGUUGAUCGGAGCCACGCCAAUUCUUCCUAACAUCAGCACUGUUCUAGGCUGAUGUAUUUUUUUAUUGAUGUGCAUUGUCUCUUAUUAUUUAAAUUUUCUUGUAAUCUUUUUAUCAUACAAAAGAUGUAAUUUUUCUUUUUCAAAUUAUGAUUUACCAGAAAUGUAAAACCCAGUUCCUCAAUAGAGCAUAUGAUGCAUCUUAUAGAUACAUUUUUGAAAUAAUUUCAUUCUCUCACACAUAGAAAAACAGUCAAGUUUAAAUGUCCUCAUUAUUGUAUGCAUGCCUUUUGUAAAUCCUGGCAUGAUAUUCCAUGUUCCCAAAUUCUGACCUGCUGGGAACAUCUUUUGUCUUAGAUAUUCAUUCAGAAUGCAUAUUUGUUUGUGUGUAACCUGCAGUCACAUGGAGAUGUUCUGCCGCUGUCUGAUCAGACAGAGGGUAUAUCAGUCAGUCCAUUUGUAGGACUAUAAUAAAAUCAUUGUGCAGUUUAUUUUUACACUUGUAAUCUGUAUGAUCUGUUUGAGUGGAGUAUUUUAUCUAUCUCAGGAUUAAUAAUUAACGAUUGUGUAAUAAUUGAUGAACCAAUGAUAAUGAUGCAUGAAUGAUCCGCACGUGGAUAUUGAUUUACAGGUGUCUUACCUGUGUCCGUUUAAGAGUACAUUUACAACCUAAUUAAUGAAGACGCUUUGUAAUUUAAACUGGAUGACACGAGCACAAUAUACGCAGUAUUGGCCAUAAUGCAUUAAGAAAGCAAACAACUAAUAAAACCAAAAACCAAGAUUCCCACCUGUUUUAUAUUUCAGUGGUAUAGAUAGUAGAAAAUUUACUGAAUGGAAUAGUACAUUUUAUUUUAUUUUUUAUAUUUGUAGUAAAAUUCCAACAUCUUUUUUUAAAUUAAUUCGUUGAAAGAAUUGUUAUAUAUGCAUAGAGGGUAAUAUGCCACUGUAAAUAUAUACAUGUAGAAUGCAAUGUACAGAAGUGCCAAGCAGACUUAAUAGAAAGCAGUGCUGUAAAAUUUAAUUUGUGGAGGCCAGAGAGACAUGAAUUGAUUUCAUUGGGUUUGUGUUUUAUUAUUUAUCACCAUUUUGUUCAGGUACAUAUGUUUCUAUAAUGUAUUGCGUCUUGACAAGGAUGCAUUAUGCAAGUCCAAGAAAUGGUUUUCUGUGAUAAAAUUAAAUGUAUAUUUGUGACAGUUCAUUUUAUAUUUUUGAGAUUAAAUGAAAAUAUAAUUUA